AUGUCUGACGUCGAGGAGGUUCCCCAGGACGUCGAGCAGGUCGAGGUCGCCGAGACCGCCGCCCCCGCCAAGGGCGCCAUGAGCAUCGAGGACGCCCUCCAGGAGGUCCUCAAGAAGUCGCUCAUCCACGACGGCCUCGCCCGCGGUCUCCGCGAGUGCGCCAAGGCCCUCGACCGCCGCCAGGCCCACCUCUGCGUCCUCGUCGAGACUUGCAACGAGGCCGAGUACCUCAAGCUCAUCGAGGCUCUCUGCACCGAGCACAAGAUCGACCUGCUCAAGGUCUCGGACCCCAAGACCCUCGGCACCUGGGCCGGUCUCUGCAAGAUCGACCGCGAGGGCAACCCCAGGAAGGUCGUUGGCUGCUCGUGCGUCGUCGUCCGCGACUACGGCGAGGAGUCCGAGGGCCUCAACGUCCUCCUCGAGUACUUCAAGAGCCGUUAA
Messenger RNA from Pseudozyma flocculosa PF-1, 441 nucleotides. RefSeq lists its product as uncharacterized. Lineage: Eukaryota; Fungi; Basidiomycota; Ustilaginomycetes; Ustilaginales; Ustilaginaceae. Bases 1 to 441 code for a protein of 146 amino acids. Gene Ontology annotation, cellular component: ribosome; cytosolic small ribosomal subunit. The transcript has a single exon. The record is from RefSeq and is a predicted model, not a curated record. Gene Ontology annotation, molecular function: structural constituent of ribosome. Gene Ontology annotation, biological process: translation.